AUGGCUUCCACUGCUCUGCUACUGUUUGGUGCAGGGGCUGCCAGUCAUUUGGCUUACUUCCGCAAUGGCGAACACCACAUGCACUCAGUACGAUACAUUCAAGCCUUUACCGCCGUCUUCAUUGCGAGCACUCUAGGACUCGUCAAUUACAACGGCGAUACUGUCUCCUCCGCCAUCACCACGACCACGUUCAUGUCAUGCACCUGGCUCGCAGGCGUAUACUCCAGCCCACUGAUCUACCGAUGCUUCUUCCACCCACUCAACAAGUUCCCUGGACCAUUUCCCGCCCGCCUUGGCUCUCUCUGGCUGACCUCGCAGCUCACAGACUGGAAAGGGUACAAGCUCUUCCAGAAGAUGCACAAACAGAACGGCCGCUACGUGAGAGUGGGACCAAAUACUCUCUCCAUCACCGACCCAGACAUCAUGCAGCCAGCGUACAGUGCCGGCUCCAAAGUCAUCAAAGGCGACUGGUACGAUGCAUCAUAUCCGAGAACCAGCAUGCACACGAGCCGAAGCAAGCCAUUGCACGAUCGCAGACGACGAGUCUGGGCUCCUGCAUUCAGCGACAAGGCUAUGCGAGAAUACGAAACUGUGGUGUACGAUUUCAACAACAAGCUCGUAGAGAAGUUCGACGAACAUGUCGGCGAGCCCGUCAAUGUCUCGACCUGGUUCAAUCUGUACUCAUUCGACAUCAUGGGACGCUUGGCUUUCGGCAAGGACUAUGGCAUGGUGGAAGGCGGCAAACGUCACUGGGCACUCGAUCUGCUCGUCGAGGGUAUGGAGCUGACUGGCUUGCGCAUGCCAGUCUGGUUGAUUAGGAUACUGAUGGCCAUUCCGGGCUUGACCAAGGGCUACUGGGACUUCAUCAAAUUCUGCCAGGACGAGGUGACGUGGAGAGUGCACAACGGGAAGGCCGACUCGAACGACAUUAUCGGCUGGCUGCUCAAAGCGUAUGCGGGCGAGAAGAACCCGGAUAAAGAUCCAAUGUUGGUUGCCGACACCCAGCUUAUCAUCGUAGCUGGCAGCGACACAACGUCUGCGACCUUGACGUUCCUUUUCUACUACCUCGCUGCGGAUCCGAGCCAACAGGAGAAACUUCGAGAGGAGUUGAAGCCGCUCAUCAACAGCGAAAAGUGGUCUGACAAAGACAUCCAGAAUGCCCAACAUUUGAAUGGCGCGAUCGACGAAGCACUACGACUUCACCCUCCUGUUCCCUCUGGGCUCAUGAGACAAACGCCCGCAGAGGGGGUACAGAUCGGCGAGGUGUUCAUUCCUGGAAAAGUUGACUUCUUCACUCCGCUUUAUCCGAUGGGUCGAGACGAGACUAUUUACGAGGACGCCGAGUCCUUCGUACCAGAGCGGUGGUACUCCCGGUCAGAGAUGGUCAAGCACCCCGACGCCUUCGCACCAUUCUCCAUGGGACCGUUCAAUUGUAUUGGCAAGAAUCUCGCUCGAAUGGAGUUGCGGACUCUGACUGCUACGAUCCUGCUCAAAUACAACGUAGCCUUUGCUCCAGGCGAAGACGGCACGAUGCUGAAGGACAAGCUGCGAGAUCAUUUCGUAGUGUCGCCGGGGGAAUUGAAUCUUGUAUUCACUCCGAUCGCGACCUGA
Zymoseptoria tritici IPO323 is the source of this 1611-nucleotide messenger RNA. It is a transcript of the gene CYP-48, whose product is annotated as putative P450 monooxygenase. The coding region runs from base 1 to 1611 and encodes 536 amino acids. The transcript has 4 exons. The record is from RefSeq and is a predicted model, not a curated record. NCBI's taxonomy places the organism in Eukaryota, Fungi, Ascomycota, Dothideomycetes, Mycosphaerellales, Mycosphaerellaceae. Gene Ontology annotation, molecular function: iron ion binding; heme binding; oxidoreductase activity, acting on paired donors, with incorporation or reduction of molecular oxygen.